CUUCCCUUCGGUGCGUCUCGGUCCGCCCGCAGCAGUCUCCUUCCCGGCGAGGUUUCACUACAGAGAUGGCUGCGAAAGUGUGCAGAUCAGUACUCCUGUUGUCCCGGAGCAGCGGAGCGGUGGCCGGCAGCCUCCCCGCACUUGUUGUCUCUUCACAGCGACAUCAUCAGCACAUAAGACCGCAGGAGGUACUGUCUGCUCCUUUCACCCGUCAGACUGUCAGGAGAGCACAUGGCCUACGGUCAGCAGCCCACUCCACACUCUUCAGCCAGCCUCCCACUGCCCUGUCUCCACAGGUUUGGAGGGGCGCCCCCUCAUGGCAUGGCCAGAGACUUUUGUGUUCCUCUGCUGCUCCAGAAGAGGUGACAGUGGUGUAUCAGAACGGGCUGCCGGUGAUCUCAGUCAGUUUGCCGUCCAGGCGAGAGCGCUGUCAGUUCACUCUCAAGCCUCUCAGUGACUGUGUUGGAGUUUUCCUGCAACAGCUCCAGGCGGAGGACAGAGGCAUCGACCGGGUAGCGAUCUACUCCACAGAUGGAGCGAGGGUUGCCUCCUCCACAGGUAUAGACAUCCUGCUGCUGGAUGAUUUCAAGCUUGUCAUCAAUGACACCACACACCUCGUGCGGCCACCAAGGAGAGAGCUGCUGCCCCAUGAGGAGGCAGAGAGGCUGAAUGACGUCAAGUUUCUGGUGCAGCAGCUAUACACUACCCUGCGCAUCGAGGAGCACCAACUCAGCAAAGAACGUGAGCUGAUUGGACGACUGGAGGACCUCAACUCUCAACUCCGCCCCCUAGAGAAGGUGAGGGAGGAGUUGAGUAAGAAGGCAGAGCGACGUACCACCUGGGUGCUGUGGGGCGGCAUGGCGUACAUGGCCACCCAGUUUGGCAUUCUGGCCAGACUGACCUGGUGGGAGUACUCCUGGGAUAUCAUGGAGCCCGUCACCUACUUCAUCACCUACGGCACCGCGAUGGCCAUGUACGCCUACUUUGUGCUCACACGCCAGGAGUACAUUUACCCCGACGCUAGAGACAGACAGUAUCUGCUGUUCUUCCACAAGGGGGUGAAGAGGACACGUUUCGACAUUGAGAAGUACAACAAGCUGAAGGAUGAUAUCGCUGAGGUGGAGUUGGAUCUGAAGCGUCUUCGGGACCCGCUCCAGCUCCAGCUCCCAGUUCAGCAGCUCAACGCCGGUAAAAAUUGAUGGGAAGAGUGACUCCCUCCUCUCUCAGCUCCUACAACCCCCACCUUUCCUAUCCCCUAUAUCCCCUCCCUUCGUCCAACACCCCGCCCCUCCCUUAUUCCUCCCAAUAUCAAACCCUCCUUCCUCCCCAUCCCUCCCACACCCAAUAAGCCCAUCCCCUUCUUGACUGUGGGAGUUAGUUUUUUUCCUUUUUUUCUUUUUCUUUUUUUUUUUUCUUUUUACUUUCUUCUUGAAAACUCCAGUUGGAAUUGCAAGUGAAAACCGCUAAAACACAAAGGAUGGUGAGAAUACCGGGAACUGAAAAAACUCUCACAGCCUGAAGGAUGGUGAGGAUGAUGAAAAGGACGACGAUGAAGAUGAUGAUGAUGGAAUUAAACUGGGCACUAUGGAAAUGCCUCAAGUCUCUGGAGGGACAGCCUGCAGGGAACUCCAGGGGGAGACACCUCUUCUCUUGACACUCCAGGACAGAGGACACUCAGAGGGACAGUCAUUGUUGAGUGUGUGUGUGUGUGUGUUUGCGGGACUUUCAGGUUACACUGGGACACCGACCCUGGCCAUUCUGCGGGUCGACACAGCAGUGUACAGCAGUCCUGCUUCUCCUUGCAGUCAAACUGUCAACACACACACUUGGCUGGGGCAGGCUCUAGGGAGAGUUUCUAUCCCACUCAUUAAAGUUUACAAGGAAGUCCUCACCCCGCCUGCUGCGAUGUGCCACGGCUGGGGCUCACUGCAGUCGCACCAUCAGGGAGACCUUCGUCUUCCUGCGGCUGAACACUGCUGCCUCUCCCUCCCUGGGCCACUCCUCCUCCUGGUAACGGACAGCUGUCCUUCCCCGUGUGACCUUUGUCAGGAGCCUGUCUCGACUCGCAGGAUGCAGGGACGACGACAGUCGGCGCGUCUCGUUUCCUCUUCCUGUUGAUUUCCUGUAGCGGCCCGGUCUGCGCAAGUAUGAGAGUACUACCGACAACAACAUCACUGUGUGUUCUUUUAUUCCAAAAAAAUAUUUUGGCACUUUUUAUUUUGAAAGCCAUAGUAUAUUUGUUAUGAAAAGAAUAUAAAUAUAUAUAUAUAUAUGUAUACAAUCAAAUAAACAGAUGACCAGAGGCUAGUUUCUUUCAGUGGGGGGAGGAGCUCUCUUACAAAUGUCAUUUCAUCUGAAACUCAUUUACAUCUGAAGAUCUCCUAACAUGAAGCACCCCCCCUAACAGUCCAACGCACACAUAUGAAAAGCAUUGUAUGCAUUUACUACCUUGAAGUAACUAUUUCAUAUCUGUAAUAAUAAAUAACUAUCUCCAGGUUGGGCGUAAGGCUCCUGUGCAUGUCCACCAGACAGGGGGAACCAUGUUGAAGCCAAAUCAGGGCUAAAAUGGCUUUGAUUGGAAUUUUUUUGUUUGUUUGUUUUAGCAACACAGAAUAUCGAUGUGGAUAAUGCCAUGCUUUUCAACUAUAAUCAUGUCAUUCUAUCAUUGCUGCGGAAAUACUUGUUUACAUUGUUUAGUAACUGUUUCCCCAGACAAACCCACAGGCAUGUUAUAGUUGAAGAUAUGUGAUGAACUCAAAUUUUGCAAAAUGUGGCUUCAAAAGAAAGAAUGCUACUUCAUAGAAGAGGAGUUUGUGUACAUUACCUACAUUUUUUUUUUCUUUUUCCAAUUGAAAGCAUUGUUCUCGGACCAUUUCCUGAAUUUAACAGAUUUUUACAUGAACUGGAGUUUAGUUUAGCAGCAUGUAAUGUGCAUUUUAGUUUUAUAACUCACCCUCAUGAAGCUUAUAGCCAAAAUAACAAACUACACCUAAAAGAGCAUCAUGGCAUUGGUUCGCAGAGGCUUUGAAAUGAAGCCAGGGUUUUCUCCUCCCACUGUUGCUGUAAUGCCCCCCCUGCUCCCUCGAUGGCAAGGCAGGGUAAACUGCAUGCUGUGGUAUGCCCUCAGUAGAAAUUUGUGAAUGUGUAGGAGCAUUAUUGCAAUUUUGUACUCAAUUGGACACUUUUCUUUGCCACAUCUAGCUGAAGUCUCAUCCUUUGAUUGGUUAUCUCUAAGAUUAUAGAAGCCAUGUGUUUAUGUUCAUUUUUUUGGGGGGAUGGUUCACUGAAUAAACCAAACUUUAUCAGCUUUACUUCGUUUUCUGUACAGGGUGAGGAUUGAUCGGCCCUCUUUCCGGCCCUUUAAUUGACUCCAAAGCACGUUUUUUUGUUUUCACCCUGAACUGCUGUGGAUUACCUCUGCAGAGGGGAAGCACAAUGACAUGUCGUACCCGCUUGUAGACUCCUCCUCCUGCUUGUGUGUGGACAGUCGGCUGAAUCCUACCGAUGAGAUCCAUGUGUUUAACUGCAGAUUUUCUAUUAAAAUGCAUGAUUUUAGCUCAAAUCAAGAGUUACCCAUGCAGAUCUCAAGGCAGGAUUUGGUGUAAUCUGUUAUCAUAUAUAUAUAUGUGUGUGUGUGUGUGUUUGUGUGGAUGUUGGUGUGUUAUCUCCAAGGGAAAUGGUGCCUUUUGGAUGAUUAAUGAACAGUAUAGACAGCGUAGCAAUUCGGUAAACAGCAGUGAUAAGAUCUUGUUUGGUAUGAAACACUGAUGUAAAGGAGGGUUUUCUCUGUGUGUGUGUGUGUGGGUGUGUGUGUGUGUGUGUGGAGUGUGAGUGCACUAAGGGGCAAAGUGCAUAUCACCAUAUUCAUGAAUCCUUUGCCCCUAAUCGCCACUUGUCAGUAGCGGUACAAAAUCACUUCCACUCUCAUCCCACUUCAUAGCAGUCAUUAGCUUUAAAUUCCUAUUUUUCCUGAAUAGGCCAACUUGCACACACUUUGUCUCACACACACACACACACACACACACACACACACAAUCAAAGUGACAGUGUUUCCUUGGAGAUGUACCGUGGGAGGUGAGAGAGUUUAGGCCUCUGUCUGCAGUCCAGUCCUUCUCUCUGCUGUUUCUACACUUCUCUCCAUCAUCACCUCCUCCUUUUUAUCACACCAUCCGCCAUUUAUUGCCUUUUUUUUUUUCUCUAUCUCAUUUGUUUAAAAAACAAAAAUAUAUCAAAUAUAGGGAACUUUAUUAUAAAGAGGGUGUUGCAUGAAUGUAUGUUUACAUGGGAAAUUAUGUAAAAAUAAAAAAGACGAUCUAUCAAAAAAACCGCAAAGAUAGUUUAAGAACGUUGUUUGUAGAGAUUCCUAGUUAUAAAAGGGCAGUGGACAGAAUCUGCCCUGCCAAAUCUGACUUUAUCCCAGCCAACCAGCUGCUCUUCAUCAAAUCCCAGCCCCAUCUUCACCUUAUUUACCCCCAUAACUCUUCCUCAGCUUGCAUUUAAACUCCCCAAUAAAUGGAGAAACACGCUCCAUCCUCUGUGCACCUAUAAAGGAGGCUUUAGGACCUCUUGACCUCAGUUACUAACGUCCUGGAUCUGAGUCCAUAGGAAAAAGUGUCGGGCGCACUCCGUUCGCUUGUCGGGGAACACCUCUCAUACUCGUCCCUCUCUCCUGUCAUUUUCUUCCACCCACAGCCUUUUUUCCUCCAAAUUACAUUAUUAUUCUAUGUUUUGAAUGUGUGUUAUGUUUUGAAAUUCUUGUUUGUGUGCACUUACAAUAAAAUAUGUUUAAAAUGCCUAAAGAGUGAAGCAGAAUUAUAGGAUUGAAAUGAUCUUGUACUCCAUUCUGACCUCUUAUUUUAUUUUGUUUUUCUUGUCUUUAUGUUUCUGUUGACAUAUGAUGCUGUAAUGUUGGCAAAAAAGAAAAUGUAAAAUCCUGUAUCAUUUAUGAAAUAUGUAUAAAAGAGAAAUGUAAUUCAAUUAUCAAUAAAAUCCUUAUCCAGUUUUUGGA
Thunnus maccoyii (southern bluefin tuna) is the source of this 5008-nucleotide messenger RNA. It is a transcript of the gene mcu, whose product is annotated as mitochondrial calcium uniporter. Gene Ontology annotation, cellular component: uniplex complex; mitochondrial inner membrane. The record is from RefSeq and is a predicted model, not a curated record. Gene Ontology annotation, molecular function: uniporter activity; calcium channel activity. NCBI's taxonomy places the organism in Eukaryota, Metazoa, Chordata, Actinopteri, Scombriformes, Scombridae. Bases 66 to 1199 code for a protein of 377 amino acids. Gene Ontology annotation, biological process: calcium import into the mitochondrion; mitochondrial calcium ion homeostasis. The transcript has 9 exons.